UCUCUCUAGAUCCUCAAUCGCACUGUGAAAAAGCUUUUCAGUUUUCUUCAUCAUCACUCUCUCUCUCUCUCUCUGUGUGUGUGUGUAGAGGUGAGGCGGCAAUGGCGUCGAGUUCUUCUUCGUCGUCGAGGCCUUCACAGGCGCCGAGACAACACCCUCCUCACGGACGCUCGGCUUUUUCGUAUCUGUCGAGAAGCAUCGACGGCCAACCGCCGUCCGGCCUCUCCGUUCGCUCCAAAGCGCCUGCUGCUUCCCGUCGCUCUGUCACUCCUAAUUCGCGAACUCGACCUAAUGGCGACGACGCCUCAGUAUCUACCACAGAGCCUGCACGGGUGAGAGUUGCUGUAAGACUCAGACCAAGAAAUACAGAGGAUCUUCUAUCAGAUGCUGAUUUUGCUGAUUGUGUUGAACUGCAACCAGAGCUGAAGAAGUUAAAGUUGAAAAAGAACAAUUGGAGCUCUGAAUCUUAUAGAUUUGAUGAAGUAUUCUCAGAAAGUGCUUCUCAGAGGCGUGUUUAUGAAGUGGUAGCAAAACCUGUAAUUGAGAGUGUAUUGAAUGGGUAUAAUGGGACAGUUAUGGCUUAUGGUCAAACAGGUACUGGUAAGACUUACACUCUUGGUAGACUGGGUAAAGAUGAAGCAUCCGAACGUGGUAUUAUGGUUAGAGCUAUGGAAGACAUAAUUUCCAGUACAUCUCCUGCAUCUGAUAGCAUUGAAGUCUCCUAUUUGCAGUUGUAUCUGGAAGCUGUACAAGAUUUGCUUGCACCAGAGAAGAUUAAUAUCCCAAUUGUUGAUGAUCCUAAAACGGGAGAAGUAACUUUGCCUGGUGCAGUAGUAGUUAAAAUUCGAGACCUUCAUCACUUUUUGCAACUACUCCAGACUGGUGAGGCAAACCGUCAUGCAGCAAAUACAAAGAUUAAUACUGAAUCUUCGCGUAGUCAUGCAAUUCUUAUGGUUAAUAUUCGAAGAUCUGUCCAUGAGGAGGAAAAUGACACUCCUAUCCAAGAAAACAACAGUGGAAAGGAUUUCUCUAAUAGUGUUGGCAUACCAAUAAUUCGAAAAAGCAAGCUGCUGAUUGUGGAUCUUGCUGGAUCUGAGAGAUUGGACAAGUCUGGUAGUGAAGGCUACUUGAUUGAAGAGGCUAAGUUCAUCAAUCUUUCUCUUACUUCCCUGGGAAAAUGUAUAAAUGCACUGGCUGAGAACAGUCCUCACAUACCUACUAGAGAUUCUAAACUAACUAGGCUGCUUCGCGAUUCAUUUGGAGGAUCAGUGAGGACCUCACUUAUAAUAACAAUUGGGCCAUCUUCUCGACAUUAUGCUGAAACCACAAGCACCAUAAUGUUUGGACAAAGGGCCAUGAAAGUUGUGAAUAUGGUAAAGCUUAAGGAAGAAUUUGAUUAUGAAAGUUUAUGUCGGAAGCUGGAGAAUCAGGUGGAGCAUUUAACUGUAGAGAUUGAUCGGGAACAAAAAUUGAGGGACAAUGACAGAAUUGAAAUGGAAAGAAAGCUUAAAGAGUGUCAGAAAUCCUUUGCUGAAACUGAAAAGUGUUUAGUUACAAGGUCUGAGUUUCUAGAGAAGGAAAAUGUUCGCCUGGAAACAGAGAUGAAGGAUACGUUAAAGGAAUUGAAUUGUCUAAAAGAUCAGAAUGAUUAUAUGCAAGGUGAAGCUGCGAGGCUAGAAAUGAAUUUAAUACACAGCAAGCAAUACCAGCUUGAGAGUUCUUCAUAUCAGAAAGUGCUUGCGGAUACCACCCAAAUGUAUGAGAAGAAAAUAGCAGAGUUGAUGAAGCAGUUAGAGGAGGAGCAGAUUCACUCUGAAAGAGCUGAAAAGCAGUUGGAUGGGAUGGAGAAGCUGCUAAAUGAUCAUAAAAAGUCAAUGCAGCAGCAAUAUCAGAUGGAAAGUUCCAUGUACCAAAAGGCCCUUGCAGACACAACUCAAAUGUAUGAAAGAAAAAUAGCAGAGCUAAAUCAGCAACUGGAUGAUAAGCAUGCAUGUUUUGAAAUUUCAGAAGAGUUGGAGAAAACAAAGAAGCUUUUAAGUGAUCAUCAAAAGUUGAAUCAGCUUCAGGGGAAAAAAGAGAUUGAUGAGGUCAGGAUGAAACUACAAGAAAGUCAUCGCCUGCAUCAAAAGGCUGCGAAUGAACUUGAGUUUAUUAAAUCAGAAUACAAGGUUCUGUUAACAGAAAAGGCAAAAUUGAUGGAUGAACUCAAUGCUGCAAGAAAAAACCUCCUAAUUGAGGAAAAACAAAGGAAAGCUGUUGAAUCCGAGCUACUUAAAUUAAAGAAGCUAGCACCUGAAAAUGAGGAGGACUUUGAGGACAAGAGAUCAUAUAUGAAAGAGAAUAUAUCUCAACCACUGAGUUCGCAUAAAUCAAACCAAUCAAGGGAGACAAUUUUGGGUCAGAGGGCCACGAUUGCAAAGAUUUGUGAAGAAGUUGGGCUUGAAAAGAUAUUACAGUUGUUGGCAUCUGGAGAUAUAGAUGUUCAAAUUCAUGCUGUGAAGGUGGUUGCUAAUCUUGCUGCUGAAGAUAUCAACCAGACAAAGAUUGUGGAGGAAGGUGGUCUAGAUGCACUGCUCAUGCUGCUAAGAUCAUCACAAAAUACAACCAUACUUAGGGUGGCAUCUGGUGCAAUUGCCAAUUUGGCAAUGAAUGAGAUGAAUCAAUUCUUAAUAAUGAGCAAAGGAGGUGCUCAGUUGUUGGCAAAUAUUGCAUCAAGAACAGAUGAUCCCCAAACUUUAAGAAUGGUAGCUGGAGCCAUUGCAAAUUUGUGUGGAAAUGGUAAUCUCAAAGAGAAGUUGCAUGCAUCUUUGAGAGAAGAUGGAGCUGUAAAGGCACUCUUGGGAAUUGUUCAAUCGGGGAAUAGUGAUGUCAUUGCACAGGUUGCAAGAGGAAUAGCCAACUUUGCAAAGUGUGAAUCGCGAGGAAUUAUCCAAGCAGGACAUAGAAGAGGCCGUUCAGUUCUAGUGGAAGAUGGCAUGCUUACGUGGUUGAUUGCAAACUCUAAUACUGCUUCAGCUUCAAGUCGACGCCAUAUUGAGCUUGCUCUUUGCCAUUUAGCACAAAACGAUGACAACGCAAGAGACAUCAUAUCCAGUGGAGGGGUGAAGGAACUGGAACGGAUAUCAGUUGAAUCCACACGAGAAGAUAUCCGUAGCUUAGCAAAGAAGAUUCUGAGAUUGAGUCCAACAUUUAGCGCGGAAACGCAUGCAGACAGGUAAUAAUAGAUUAUGCUGGAGCCAUCCAAUUUUUGUCCCAGCUAUUUAACUCUUUCAACAAUCUUAUUAUAUUGUAUAUUCCAAGCAAUGUACACACUCUUGAACUGGAACACGUGCUGGCAGCAUUGCUGCCUUCUGUUGUUUUAUUGAGCAUAGAAGAAUCAUCACAUAAUUGAAAGUAAAUUAAGGCUCUGAAGAAGCUCCUCCUGCUGGGCUUGCCAUAGAUAUAACAGUAUU
Molecule: messenger RNA, 3452 nt
Organism: Diospyros lotus (date-plum)
Lineage: Eukaryota; Viridiplantae; Streptophyta; Magnoliopsida; Ericales; Ebenaceae
Product: kinesin-like protein KIN-UC
Exons: 21
Coding region: 102-3218 (1038 amino acids)
Biological process (GO): microtubule-based movement
Molecular function (GO): ATP binding; microtubule binding; microtubule motor activity
Source: RefSeq, a predicted model, not a curated record